GACAAAAGUGGUCCCGUCGUUUUUGAUUAGAGAACGGAGAUUGUUGCUACAAUCAGCGCAGGCUCAAUCGCUGGAUUAAAGACCCAACACGCACAGCGUGAGAGCCCAAAAGUGUCAGCAUAAAUUUUAUCGAGAAAAAUUUUCUCGGAAAUUUCCUUCUUGUAUCGUCGAUUCGUGUUGCAGCUGGUGUGUUGAUUGACGGCAAGAAGUUUAAACAAGUGAUUCUUGGGUGGCUAGCCUCUUUAAAUAUGUUUACAUCUUGUAUUGCUUAAAUAUGAACUUUGGGCUUCUCAGCUGUCCAUGGUUCGGUAGUCAUUCAAGGAAGAAUUUAGCAAUGGGAGCAACCAUUGUAUCCAGUGGAACUGUUAUCGAACAACCAGAAGUGCAAAAAGGUGGUUUUGGCAUCAAGAUAUGGACAUGGUCCCUCCUUUCACUUGUUCCUUGGGCCAUCAAUGCUAAAGAUAAAAUUCGAAGGCCAACCACCAUAAACAGACGGUUGAAAAGGCAUGCCCAGUCACAGUAUAUAGCAGAGUCUGGUGAUAUGGGCUCCUCAGUGCGCUUUAGACCAUAUGUGUCGAAGGUCCCAUGGCAUACUGGCGCAAGAGCUGUUCUUUCUCAGUUAUUUCCACGAUAUGGGCACUAUUGUGGACCUAAUUGGUCUAGUGGGAAGGAUCGUGGGUCUCUACUUUGGGACAGGAGACCAACUGACUGGUUAGACUUUUGCUGUUAUUGUCAUGAUAUUGGUUAUGACACUCAUGAUCAGGCGGAGCUGCUCAAAGCUGACUUGGCAUUUCUUGAGUGCUUGGAGCGGCCACAUAUGAGCACAAAAGGAGAUACUCAUGUUGCUCAUGUUUAUAAGACAAUGUGCAUAGCAGGUCUCAAGAACGUAUUAAUACCAUAUAGAAGGCACCUUCUGAAGUUGCAAUCUGGGCAACCUUUAAUGGAUUUUGCAUGGCUGAGUACUGUGAAAAGGAGAACUUGGAAUUUUCAGAAAACUUAAAAGUGGAAGAUGAGUUCUGGAAAGAGUGAAGGACAGUGUUUCUUGUGUACCCCAAUUUGGAAUUGGAAGAGAUGGUUCUUGAAGGAGUAUUCUUUCUCUCACUUUAUGUUCCAUUUCUGCUGAAGCUUUCCUGCCACAAUUUUGAAGCUGUUUAGGAUAGUGGUUGCUCCAUAGAAAUGUAUCUAAAUGCUUAUCUAAUAUCUCUCCAGAAGUCAUCAGAUGUAAAUAGGUACUGCCUCAGUAUGAGUGUUUAGCAUUGGUUUCAUAAUUAUAUAUCUGAGGACUCUGCUGACUGUUUAUAUUUAUGGAAUCUGGUCUUUCAUUGCAAUUAUCUUGACAAGAAAUACUAAACUUUUGAAUC
Carica papaya (papaya) is the source of this 1361-nucleotide messenger RNA. Its product is annotated as Phospholipase A2 family protein. Gene Ontology annotation, biological process: phospholipid metabolic process; arachidonate secretion. The record is from RefSeq and is a predicted model, not a curated record. Gene Ontology annotation, molecular function: A2-type glycerophospholipase activity. Lineage: Eukaryota; Viridiplantae; Streptophyta; Magnoliopsida; Brassicales; Caricaceae.